CCUCCGACGCAUAUGAAAAGAGACAGUCGGUACGCAAGGUGAGAGACCGCUAUAUUUACUUUUAUUGCUGAUGAGUUCGUGUCCGAAUUAUGAAGGUGUCAACAUUUCGUUGUAGUGGUAUCGCACUGUGACGUUCAGUUUUACUGUCACAAUGUAUGAACUAAAUCGCCGGUUCAUUUUUGUUAUGAGAAUAUUGGGCUUAGGGCUCGCCGAAUGCAAGAAAUUCUGCGGUUUGAUGGACAUAAGCAGUUCAUUUUUAAACCAGUCUACAUACGAUUUUUAUAUUGAUAAAAUACAUGAGUGUGUUGAAACAGUUACUCAGACUCUAUUCUCAUCUGCUGCUGAAAAAGAAAAACAAUUUACAAAUAUUGAAAACGAUUUACAAGAUACGACAGAUGUGAGUGUUUCCGGUGACGGUACCUGGAAGAAACGUGGUUUCUCCUCACUAUAUGGUGUGAGUUCACUAAUCGGAUAUUAUUCGGGAAGAGUGUUGGAUGUGUUGGUGAAAUCUUCUUAUUGUAAGUUAUGUGAAAGCUGAAAAAAAAAAUUAGAUACUGCAGAAUAUGAAGAAUGGAAAGAACACAUUGAAACAAAUCAAUGCACCGUCAAUCACACUGGAGCAUCAGAAAACAUGGAAGUCUCAUCGAUUAUUGAAAUUUUUGAACGCUCGAUUAUCAAAUAUGGACUGAGGUACGUAAAUUAUAUAGGAGAUGGGGACUCAAAAACCUACUCUGGUCUUCUCAAAGCCCAACCUUACGGUGACGAUUUUGUUAUCAAUAAAAAAGAAUGCGUUGGACACGUGCAAAAAAGAAUGGGGACCCGUUUGCGUGAGUUAGUAAAGAAAACAACUGAGGAAAAAAUAGUAAAAGGUAAAAAAAUACAUAAAAAAACUGUGUCUGGCAAAGAUAAACUGACCAGUAAACUUAUAGACAAAUUAACUGUGUACUAUGGUUUGGCGAUAAGGAGAAACUGUGAAUCAGUAUAAAAAAUGAAAGACGCUAUAUGGGCUACCUAUUAUCACUAUAGCUCUACAGAUACAAAACCUCAGCACGAUAACUGCCCAAAAGGUCCAGACUCUUGGUGCGCUUGGCAACGGGCAUCAGCUACAAAUACUCUUUCAUCAUUUAAACAUGAGUAUACUCCAUUACCAAAUGAAGUUUUGAUUGCUAUGAAACCAAUAUAUGAUGAUCUCAGUAAGAAUGAGCUUCUCGAACGGUGUGUUGGUGGUUUCACACAAAAUAACAACGAGAGCUUCAACCAGUUGAUCUGGAAAAUUACUUCAAAAAUACUUCCUGCUGGUUCAAAGAUUGUUAAUAUUGCGGAAUUGGUCGCUGCUUGUAUCUUCAAUGAAGGAACAUCAGCUGUUUUAUUGAUUAUGCACGGUAUGGAUUUAAAAUUAGGCCGAAACUCCCACGAAUAUGCCCGAAUUUCGGAUGAAAACCGUGUGUGCGCAGCCGAAAAAAAAUCUACGAGCGAGACUCGCGAAGCCAGAAUCCGCCAUCGAUAGGAGCAAAAGGAUGCUCUGAAUAUUGCAACUGCUGCAGGAUCUUUACUUUAUGGCCCAGGAAUCGACGAUUCACUGUAAGUUACAAACAACAUUUUUUUUUUCCUUUUAUUGUUACUCAAAACUUUAAACGCGUUUUUCUCGGAACCGUGUUUUCAAAGUCGGUUGUCAAAUGUUCUCGAAAACUACACAACCGAUCUUGAUGAAAUUUUACACAGGUAUUAGAGAUACAAUUUACUCGUGCUUGGACGAAGGAUUUUUUUUUUUCAAUUACAACUAUUUUAAAAAACAAAACGUCAAGCAAAUUUGACCGAAAUUUUCAUUUUUUUUUAAAAAAUGUCUGCCAAAAUUCCAAUUUUUACUUUUUUUUUUCCUUCGUUCAAGCACGAGUUUAUGGUCUUAACUAAACCACUUAUUUUUGUUUUCUCAUUUUAGAUGAUUUUGUCGGGAGUUAUGCUGACAACGCGGACGCACCUUUUUUCCGAGGGUUCACCGGAAAUGACGUCACAAUGGAGAAGUUUUAAUUUUUUUAUUUUGAAAAUUUCAGAAAUUAUUCUUUAAAUAUGUAUCUAUUGUAUUGUAUUGUAUUAUUUAGAUAUAUCCGGGCGCUCAGUCUUCGAGGACCAUUGUGCCCGAGCCCUUACGGGCAACCUACACUAUGGGGAAGGUAGUUAGGUUGGCAGCCCUGGCAAAGAGCAGAAGCCUACCAACUCCUAUUCCCUCUAUACCCACUUCGCCGGUGAAGUUGGGUCCGAAGGCCUCCGUACGGGGGCCCACUAGACCCCUUCACCGCACUAAGAGAUGAUGUGGUGUUUCCGCUUCUUCGCCACACCUGGGACAGCUCGCCUCUUCCCUGAGUCCAAGGUGGACGAGGUUUUUGCCUGUGUACCAGUGGCCCGUGAUAAACCCUGUUACGCUUCUCAGUUCGGUUCUGCUUAGUUUGAUCAGCUCCUCACCGAGCCCGCUCGAGGGUCCUUUAAACAGGCCCCUCGUGUGUAGCAUGCCCGGUGCAUUGCCCCAAAGCUCUGCGAACUUAUCCCUAGCAAUCCUCUUUGCUAGUUUUCUAAUAUGUUCCGUAGGGACCCCGAUUUGGCAGCCCCUGUCCGGGCCAUGUCGUGAAGCUCCCCUCUUAGCUAGUCGGUCUGCUUCGAUGUUACCCUUGAUGCCUUUGUGCGCCGGCACCCAGAGCAGUUUCACGCGGUUUGAUUGCGCUAGUUGCCUCAGCAGAACUGUGCAUUCCUGCACGAGCUUAGAUCUCACCACGCAUGCGUCGAUCGAUCUAAGCGCUGCUCUGCCGUCACUGCAGAUGUAGAUGUGCUUGCCCCUGUAUCCCAGCGUCAGGAUUUUCCUGACGCGGGAGAGUAUAGCGAACACCUCUGC
This is a messenger RNA of Athalia rosae (coleseed sawfly), 2884 nucleotides long. RefSeq lists its product as uncharacterized. The transcript has a single exon. The record is from RefSeq and is a predicted model, not a curated record. Bases 989 to 1507 code for a protein of 172 amino acids. NCBI's taxonomy places the organism in Eukaryota, Metazoa, Arthropoda, Insecta, Hymenoptera, Athaliidae.